GGGUGCUUCUCCAAACUACUUUCCGCGUCCACGCAGAUGGUGAUCGCGCCAGGGGCGGCUGAGCCUGCGCCUGUCUUUCUGAACUAACACCCAUGUUGUCGUGUAGUAGAAAGCACGACGACGACGAGCUCAGGACCGGGAACCGACGGUGCCGCUCCCACGUCGAAAACGACGGCAUCUCGGCCAACCGUUGAUGUUGUGCCACGAGGAGCAACAACAAUCACGACUAGACCGUCCUGCCGCGGGAUGAAGAGUCUAUUUGUUGCGCAGAGAGUGUCUUACCGAGGAAGGCAUCGCGCGUCAGUAUAGGGGUAGUGGUGGACGUGCAUCUACAGGAAGAAUACGAAUAGCACCUCCUCCAGUCUCGCAGACAGCCCGGCCGAAACCAUGUCGGGCAACCGCGCGUUCAAUUACAAGCGCAAGGUGCACCAAACCGUGUGUGACCGACUGCUGAAUUUCAUGAACCUGAGCUAUUUGGUCUCCGUGAUCGCGAUCGGGUUUCAAUCGUGGGUGCUGAAUUUCGUCUUUUUCUACUACUUAUGCAGUGCAAAAGUAUCGUACUCGUAUAAAUGCAUUACAACUUUCCUCAGCAUGAGAUAUAAAAUUUGUAAUGCAGAUUUGCCUUGGGAACAAGAUUUGUAAUGCAAGACUUGCAUUUAAACGACCGAGUAUGAUGCUUUUGCACAGGAUACUACUACAUCACGGAGGACGGGGUGAUUGCGCUCUUUCUCGUCGAAGGUUGCCAGCUGCUCUUAUGCAUUGCAAAAGUAUCGUACUAGUAUAGAUUGCAUUACAAAUUUUGGCAAGAAGAGAAGUAGAACUUGUAAUGCUGUUUUACCUUAGGAAGAAGAUUUGUCAUGCAUAUUUGCAAUUAGUACGAGUACGAUACUUUUGCACAGGAUAGCUCUACAUGCUCCACAACUACUCCGCGGAGAAGGCGGCCAAGUAUCCUGAGUAAAAACGUACCCACGCCAGAGUUGUAAUGCAGAUUUGCAAAGACAGGAAGACUUGUAACGCGCAUCCCCAUGAGAACCAUUUCCAGUCGUGUUUUGGAAUUUGUGAUGCUGUGAACUACAGGAUGAGCAGAUGAAUCUGUGAUGCGGCUGCACGUGCUAACCUGCACUACACUGCAUCGCGCAACUUGUCAUGCGUGACUCACAAAGCUCUUAGGUUUGUGUUGCAAAAUCCCCAUCCUGACUCUGGUGUGGGUACGUUUUUACUCAGGAUACCAAGAUGGGCGCGGUCAUCUGGAUCAGCUACUCCUGGCUCAUGGCCGGGAAAUUCGUGGUCUUGUACCUGAAGGUCCUCCCCCACGUGGAUGCGAUCGCUGGCACCACCGCGGACGCCUACGCCUGGUUGCGCACCCCCGCGAGCCUCUCCGUCAGCCUGUACCUCGUGUCCGUGGUGUACAUCGCGUUGAUGUUCCGGGCCCAGAAAGCGUUGUUCGGGCACUUUCACGGGAUGCCCACGCCGGAUAUUAUCAUGCACCAAGAUAUGGUGUGGCACGUGGCGCUGGACAUCGUUGACGUGGUGAACAUGGUGAAGUACAGUCGCUUACGCAUUCUGCAAACGUAUCGUACGUAGUUUAAUUUGCAUCACAAAUUUUCUUGAGAACAAAAAUGCGAAGAAAAUUUGUCAUGCUAUGCUCAGGUAGAACUAGAAAGUCAAAGUUGCGUUGGACGCGGCAUACGUGUUGACCACUGCAAAUACUGUACGACUUUCGUACGAUUCUUUUGCACUUCAUAUCGCUUGCAAGACUUCCUCGACGUGGACAUUGUCCUAGAGAACUGGGAUAUCGCAAGAAGAAACUGUUUCACUGUAAACUUGUGAUGCAUAGAAUAGAACAAAGACGCAUUUGUCUUGCUACACGUGCAAGACUUCGGGUUUUUACCUUUGUUUUCUCUUAGGAACCUCGCAUGACAAGUUUUCUCGGUCAUGCGUAUACGAACUUGUGAUGCAAAACUGGCAAAACCCUUACAGUGAAACACUUUUUUGUCACGAUAUGGGAGGCGUUAAACGUCUUCCGAAGACUCUCCCCGCUGUUCAUUUUUCUCUCUCUCCUCGCCCACGCGCAGUCCUUCCCGGGGGCGGAGUGGAAGUUUCAAUGGAGUGUGCUCCCCGUGGAGACGGUGCAGGCGGUGCACGAAGCAGUGCUCGGGAAGGAGGCGCUGCAGAGAGCCGCGGAAAAGCGCCUCGCCGCAGAGCAGGAGGAAGAAGAAUUGCGGAGAAGUAGUUCCUUUAGGGAGCCGGACCAGCACAUGGAGUUGUUUUCAACAACAUCUCCCGACACGACCACAUUGUUCACAGCAGACGACAACGUAGGUAGUGGCGAGGUGACGCCGGAGCAGCAGGGCGGGACGAGAGGAAUUCGUUCCAGCAACACAGCAGCUGGCGCCGGUACUACUAGUGUUCCUGUAGACCCCCGCCGGACUUCCGCUCGACUCUCGGCGUCGAGCGGCACUGCGGGAACUUCUGCCGUCGACGAUCCGCGAUUCACGGAAAUCUCGCGGGCGACGACGCUGCGGACGAGUAUGGGAAGUAGGUCGAGUAGCCGAACUGUAGGUGGGGCGGAUGAAGAGCACGUCGAGGAGCGGGAUCCUGUGGUUGUUGACCCGCAGGACGUCGUGGUUACUGUGGAACAAGAGCUUCCAGAAGAUGUAGAUGUAAAUCCGGUACUAGCAGAUGAAUCUGACCUCCCGCUCCCCAGGGGAACAGCAACAGCAACAUCUAGCGCAGCAGGAGCUCGCUCCACCACCACAACCUCCACGAGUAGAGGAAACUACAAUGCGGCGCCGCGGACUCCUUCGAAGGUUGAGGGACCAAAGCGGGCGCUGCUGGAUGAGCUGUUUGAGCGACAAGAAAUGGCCGGCCUUGUGCGGGAAGAAGGUAGUGGCAAGCAGUUGACGAGCUAUCGUGGAGGCAGUUCAUCCAGUUCUGCGAUAGUAAACAUGGAUGAGGUGAGGGUGACCACAGAUGACAACGUCGAAAAUGAUAACCAAGCCCCCGCAACUACGACGUCCCGGAGAAAUAAGAAGAAAAAGAAGAGCAAAGUGAAAAAACUAUACGAGCAGAUGGCGGAAAAUUUCCAACAAGAAACCACAAGACGAGCAACGGCCACGGACGCUGACCUCGACCGCCAAAGCGUCAGUGACCGCAGCCACGGCUUCAGCACCUUCAGCAAGGCGGGCGAGGGGCUGAUCGCCUCGACCCGGUCCGCCCACGAGCACCCGCUCGCGACCACUGCGGUCACCGGCAGCAUUGCGCACACCUCUUUCCUGCUGCGAACGCAGCUAGACGUGACGUGUGCGCGGGAGCGGUCCGCGAAAAUUUCGCUUUUUCUCGUCGACCUGCCGUUUGGCUUGCUGCGGAUGUACCUGUUUCUGAUCACACUGCAAUCGCCCACCCCUCUCUGGCCCCCGCUCGCGAUGAAGAACAUUGCGUGUUUUUUUCUCCAGGGCCUGCAGCUCCGCAUGGUGGAGCAACGGAAGGCGGAGCUCUACGCCGUCUUGGCAGAAUUCGACGAGCCCGCGGAAGAGUACAAGAUCCACCGGGCGAAGCUUUGGCUGCAGGAGAGCGCAAAAUUUUUCGAGGACUACACGACGACCGCGUGGACGCUGCGCAACAUGGCGAUCGGCAUGGUGUUCUACCUGCCGACCAAGGUGCUGUUUACCUUGUUCGGGCGCAACACGAUUUUGCAUCGGUCCGCGGUCCGGAUGCUGCAGAAGCUCGGGCUUAUCGACGAGCCGGACCAGGCUGCGACGUCGAGCGUGACGACGUUACAAAAAGACCACCCGGAAAGUAGAGAGCACAGCGGCACGACUCCGAGUCGGGUCGGGAAGAUCACAGGGGAUGGUCGAAGCAGUGCCAGUGGGGGAACGGCACGAGGUGGCGAGGUUCCUGGUGGUGCGGUUGUUCUUGAUGGUACUUAUGCACGACCGUCCGCCGCACGCGCAAUACCACCUCCAAAUGACACUAGUACAAACGACCUUGGCGAGCCUGUAGUACUUCUAGAUGAGGCUAUCGUGAAAUUUUCCCCAGAGGAAUUCCAAGUGGAUUCCGGGAGUACCGCCAGGAUCGACGCGUCUGAUCGACAAAUGCCAGAAAGACAACAGCAGGACGAGCAAACCCCAUCGCAAUCUGAUGCGUCGCUAAGCGCUGGCAGCAGUCCAAGUCCGUCGACCCGCGCGCGACCGCGGGUGAAGUUCAGAAGCCCCUCGGGCGGAUCACUUUCUGAUACCGCCACCUCUCCCAGAAAGCGAAAACACAGAAAACUACGGACGGGAUCAUCUGGAAGAGAGGACAAGGAUAAUGAGUUGUUCCGCGACGACGGCGCGGCCUAUGCGGAGGACCACGACUCAGAGUUUCUCUCCUCCGCAGGCGGCGGUGGCUCACAGACGUCUGAGAUUCUCUCGGACACGUCCCUUACAACGUCGAAGCAAACAUCAGAAGAUUUCACUUCGUACUACCACGAGGACGACGACGCCUCUUCGGUGCUCUCCUCCAGACUGGAAGUCGAACUCACUUCCCGGCGCGACCAGCAGCGAGAACUGUUGCUGUUCAGCGUGCUCGGACAGACGGACGUCACCGUGAAGCUGCGAAGGAAUAGCGGCUUCCCGAACUUUUGCCUGGUCUUCAUGAUUGGGUUCUUUCUCGGGGCGCUGCUCGCGUUCCAAGAAACCAUCGGGACCAUCAUCCGGGGCGAGUCCGUGUCCGAAACUUUCAAGGGCGUAGACGUCACGGUACUGUGGGGCGGUCGUGGGUGACCACGCUCCCCUAGUACUCGAGAAGGUGCAUCCAUACUACGUACUGCCAGCCAAAAUAGAUGCACUUAUUCACACAUGUUGUAAGUACAACAUGUUUGUACUAUCAGUUGUCAUUGGACGUCGAGUGAGAACGAGCGACGAUGAAGAUAAAAUCUAAAGCGCGCACUAUUACUACUUGAGAGUCAUGGCGAUUUUGAAUUUGUAU
Amoebophrya sp. A120 is the source of this 4968-nucleotide messenger RNA. Lineage: Eukaryota; Dinophyceae; Syndiniales; Amoebophryaceae. The record is from the annotation of a GenBank genome assembly.